GUUCACAGCAUAAGGAAGAGCUGUGUGUUUGAAACGAGACAUUAUCAGACAUAACACUGACGUGGAAAUAUCGGUCUUCAUAUAAAUAUUUGAGCAUUCAAUUUUGUGUCAAGCAGGUUGUAAAACAUUAAAGUUGGUAUCUUCCACUCAAACAACAAGCUUCUUGCUGCUACUGAGAGCAACUCUGACUUUGGACUCUGAAAGAAGAAACUAGUCCAGAAACGGAAGAAAGAUGUCUGUAAAUGUUUCAGAGAGUGAAUGGAAAACAGCCCUGACCUCCAUCCUGGAAGAGCUGGAUGACCAGGAAUACACGAAGAUGCUGGGUUGUUCCUGUUUUGACACAAUCCCCAAACGUACGAAGACGAGCAAGUCCAGAGAGGAGAUGCCUCAAAUAAUCAUCCAGUUCUUAGGAGUAGAUGGGUCCAUCUCUGCAAUCAAUGAAGCAAUGCUGUUCAUUCCAAGGAGGGACCCUGCAGUCCAGAACAAGCUGCGUCCCUUUGUGAACAAACUGAGCAUCAAACAGAAAGAAGAGACCAAAGAGAGUGAAUGGAAAACAGCCCUGACCUCCAUCCUGGAGCAGCUGGAUGAGCAGGAAUACAACAAGAUGCUGUUUUGUUCCUGUUUUGACACAAUCCCCAAACGUAUGAAGACGAGCAAGUUCAGAGAGGAGAUGCCUCAAAUAAUCAUCCAGUUCUUAGGAGUAGAUGGGUCCAUCUCUGCAAUCAAGGAAGCAAUGCUGUUCAUUCCAAGGAGGGACCCUGCAGUCCAGAACAAGCUGCGUCCCUUUGUGAACAAACUGAGCAUCAAACAGGAAGAAGAGACCAAAGGGAAGAAGAGGAAACAAGAAAGUGAUCAGAACUCAGCGGACAAGGAGCCAGAGACCGAAGCCAGUCCACGGAGGGAAAACCUACAGAGGAAUCUACCAGCAGGGGGCAGCGUUUCAGCAGAGGAGACGCUGCGGUCGGUUCGGGCAGAGUUUAUUGACAGAGUGUCUAAAUCUAAUCUAGAUCAGCUUCUGGAUAAACUUCAUCACUUUGGUGUUAUAAAUGAUGGUGAAAUGGAGUCAAUCAGAACAGGAACGCGAGCAGACAAAGCUCGGGAAGUGAUUGACACGGUGCGAGGAAAGGGAAAUGAACCCAGCUCACAGUUUAUCACUAUCCUCUGUGAGCUGGAUCCAAACCUUUCCAGACUGCUCAAAUUAAGAGAUGAUUAACUUGUAUAACAGUUAUUAACUGUCACCUUUAAAUACAUUUUGAUGUUUCAGGUAGGGAUGCACCAAUCUGAUAUUAAUAUUGGAUAUUUCACUGAUAUUUACUAAAUAGCUAGAUCAGGUAUUGGAUAAUAGGGCUGAUCUAUUCAUUUCAAUUCUGUGUUUGCUACACACGCUCUAUCAUGUGUCAGCAGCGUGCUGGUAGACUCACAACAAACACACAGAACAGACAACUGGCAGCCCACGAGUCAAUUUCUAAAUACCAGUAAAUAGUUAAAAUGGUGUGGGAGCCAGUAGACAUGGCUGUGUUCGAAACCGCAUACUACACACUAAACGACCAGAUAGUAAGCAGACCAUUUACACUGUAGUAAACUAACCGAUAACCCACAAUGCAUUUCGUUCCUACCCGAGCUGAAAUCAGCAGGCAGAAGCUGAUUUCAUUUUAGCUCUAACUCUGUAAAUAUACCACUUUAUCGACAUUUAUAACCUUUUUAGGCGGGAAAGUAAAGUAGCCCUUUAGAUCCACAAUGUGACGCUAAUUUGUCCAAAUAACACCUGUUUAAAGUUUUGUUCCUGCGAAUUCGGAGCCACUCAAGUUAACCGUAGCGAAUAACGCACUUCCGGUCAUUUUCACAAAAUAAAACACACGUUACCUUUUAUUAUUAAGAAAACCAUAACGAUAGAAUUGGUGCUUUUAUUUUGAAAACAGGAAGCGAACAUACCCUCGCUGUAGCUAACUUGAAACCACCGAGGUGUUGAUCUGUGACGUUUGUAUUUUGGGUUUUUUCAGAAGUUACGUUGCAUCUUGGGUAAUGUGAGUGUGAGUAGUCAGCUCUUGAUGCAUACUCCACAUUUCUGCUGAAUCUAGUAAACCAUCCUUCUCACAUACUCUAAAUCUCAUACUACGCAGUUGAAACACACUACAUACUUCAAAUGACGUCAGAGUUAGUACGAGUAGUAGGAAAAUAUGCGGUUUCGAACAGACCCUGUCUCUGAAGCACAGAGGUUCAGCUCCGCCCCGCUGAGACAGAGGAGAGUUAGCAGCUAACGUUAGCCUCGGCUGCUGUUUGCUGUCAUUUAUGUUCACGCUGCUCUCAGAGAGUUUGUUUCAAUGCAGGAAUACUACUACUUUAUUCCUCCUCUGUUCUGUAUAAAAGGUCUGGACACUGAAUGGAGGACAGAGCUGCUCCGCCACAAUAACCGGCUAUAAGCUGUGGUUGAUAGCUAGAGAGUGAACGUAGAGAGGGAGCGCUGACAGUAAGAAAGCCGGUGAAUCCGAUCAAUAACUCAUCAGCGGCUGAUACCAAAGCCCAGGUAUCAGUUUCAGUAUCGGACUGAAAAAGUCGGAUUGGUGCAUUCCUUGUUUAAGUGAUUGUCUUUAAUUUGCUUACUUCUCAGUUGUUACCAAGACCGGCUUCUUUUUUAGUGAAACUCACUUUCUGUUUCUCAUUGUGGUCGAGUUGUAAGUCCU
Messenger RNA from Scomber scombrus (Atlantic mackerel), 2681 nucleotides. RefSeq lists its product as uncharacterized. The coding region runs from base 233 to 1213 and encodes 326 amino acids. Gene Ontology annotation, biological process: regulation of apoptotic process. The record is from RefSeq and is a predicted model, not a curated record. The transcript has 5 exons. Lineage: Eukaryota; Metazoa; Chordata; Actinopteri; Scombriformes; Scombridae.